AUGGUACAAGCGCCUGCUCCGUCUUCACAACUUAAUCAAAUGCCUACGACGACAAUGCCUCACAAACACCAUUCUCCUAUCGACAAGGAGCAUUCCUCCUUUUCUCAGUCUCAAAUUCGUUACGCUCAACAGCACCCUCUCAACAGCAACUACUCUAGUCUCCCGUCUGAUCACUGCAAACAACUCCAGCCUCAAUACCAAUCUCUCCCGCCCAUGGAAUCUUCCAAGACUCCAUUCCCAAGAAGAAAAUCAUCCAUGCUAGAGAUCAAUAGUCUUUUAUGUGAUUUUGCGUCUACAUCAAUGAACUCUCCGUCAGCUGACUCGCAACAGGAAGACGAAAGCGAAAUAAUGGACUCGGAACAAUUCAAUUCUUUCAUGCUCCGUCAAAAUCAUGUCUCUUCCGCCACGCCCGCUUCGUCGCCUCCGCUCUCUCCCGGAGAUAAUGAUAUUCAACACGAUGGUUGUACGCAAUGCUUACACGAAGUUAAAUAUCCGAUUCACCACUAUUGCGCCGCCGACUCGGAACCAUACGGUCGUCAACAACGAGAACCGCAACCGUCCGCUCGAUCCUCGCCGCCCAUUUCGCUGAAACAGAAAGUAACUCUUCCUUCCAUCAAAUCAUUCACAACUGCAGAUGACUUGAGAUCUGACAUACACCACGAGCCUAAUCACGGCUCGGCUGCCCGCGAUUCUUGCAAACCAUGGUCACAAAUGCAACGAUUAGAACAGCUAGCAACUAUAACCGAAACAUACGGACAGUCAUAUCUGCAAGAUACAAACAGCAUUCGUCGUCUACCUUCGCUGCCUGCUCCUCAAAUGAGUGGAAACGUUUCUCCCGUUCAACGAUCGAUGACAAAACUCAGUCCUCACAUGACUGCCAUUCAUCAACAGCCAAGUCUCCGUCGGUCAUCAUACGACAUUUCCCAGUCGAGAUAUUCACCCAUAUCUCCUGGGCCAAAUGCGCAUUACUCUUCUCGUCGCAUGCCACAGCAAGAUCAGAGACGACACUCGGAUUCUCCUUCGCACUCGAGCACCAUCGAGCAUGCUCAUGAUAGAUAUUCAAAUGGCAUCCAUCAUUUUCACGGUCCGCUUCGUGCACUGCCUCCAACUUAUCAGGGAUAUCCACAGCAUUCAUAUCCUUUCCAUCAACACAUGUACCACCAACAGCAUCAUGCCCAUUCGCACAUGACUCAUGCUACCUUUCAUCAUGAUCACAACUCUGCCGUCCCAAUUGUUCCUAUGGUCAAAGCUAAACGUAAGAGAGCCAACGCCAAUCAGCUGAAAGUAUUAAACCAGGUAUUUCAACAUACCUUCUUCCCAUCAACCGAACAGCGUAUUCAAUUAGGAAAGCAGCUGGGAAUGUCGCCGCGGACAGUGCAAAUAUGGUUCCAGAACAAGCGACAAAGUUGGCGAAGCAAGACCCGUGGCCCUGCCACAGCAUCAUCGCUCGAGGAUGGUAAUGAUGAGAACAAUGGUAAAUCACAGAAAAGGCGUGCCAACGCGGAGGCAGGAAAUGGUAACAAGUUGAGGAGAUUGAGCAAUGCUAGUACGGGAGAAGAUGUUGAAGAUUGUUGUGAUAGUGAUGGGCGUCUAUCUGUACCUGAUUCGCCGGCAGCCGAAGGAUGCGAUAGAGAUAUAGGAGAUGGAAACGAAAGCGUAAUGUCGUCAGACGAGGGUUCCGUGUCCAGUCAAAGCGGAAGCCAGGUUCAUUCUAAUUCCUCCCAGUGCUCUCCUCAUUUAUCGCCAUAUUCUUCAUCUUCGCCGGAUCGGCUUUCCGAGUUCUCGGCUACAUCAACUAUUGCUCAAGAUUUAUCUAUGAGUGACGCUAAUGCAUACAAUAAUAAUAGAUUACCUUCUAUUUCGGCUGCAUUUGGAAGUCAUCAUGCUUUACCACCUACUUCCGGUCUUGGAUAUUCCCGCGCUGUUAAUAAUGAGUUCUAG
Paraglomus brasilianum is the source of this 1941-nucleotide messenger RNA. NCBI's taxonomy places the organism in Eukaryota, Fungi, Glomeromycota, Glomeromycetes, Paraglomerales, Paraglomeraceae. The record is from the annotation of a GenBank genome assembly.